Vespa crabro (European hornet) is the source of this 2878-nucleotide messenger RNA. It is a transcript of the gene FoxK, whose product is annotated as forkhead box protein K1. Gene Ontology annotation, molecular function: RNA polymerase II cis-regulatory region sequence-specific DNA binding; protein binding; DNA-binding transcription factor activity, RNA polymerase II-specific. Gene Ontology annotation, biological process: regulation of transcription by RNA polymerase II. The record is from RefSeq and is a predicted model, not a curated record. Bases 737 to 2335 code for a protein of 532 amino acids. The transcript is spliced from 6 exons. NCBI's taxonomy places the organism in Eukaryota, Metazoa, Arthropoda, Insecta, Hymenoptera, Vespidae.
AAAAAACAAAACAAACAAUUACAGUGAUUACGAAUUAGGCGCCAUAUCUCUUAUCGGUCGGUGAGGAAAAUAAGACGUAGCGCUUAAAGCAGCUACAUACUUCCGUUUCCCUUUUCGGCCAUUACGGUUCUUAGCAGAAGACGUUAAACGGGGAGUGGAUCUUCCCGUGAGAUGUUUGAAGAACGUUAUAUUAUCUCAGCUCGUGGAGGGGCUAAAAAAAGAUAAAAGAAAUAUUGUAGGUGUAAAAUAUAUGAAGGAUCGAAGUUGUUUGAAAAAUCGAAAAGAGGUUAUGUCGUUCGCAUUCGAGUUACCGAAUGAUGGCGGUCGUCGCAUUCACGGUCAGACGGCGCGUUUAAACGGAGCGCCGCACGCGCGUUCGCGUCACGUGGUGACCACCCACGUUUCGGAUUUGUAAGUAAACAAGGAGGGAAGAAAAUAUUUGUGUCCGAAGAACCGACGUGCGUAUAUAAACGUUGGCCGACCCUGCGUCCUGAUUAACAUUACAACGAGGCAAGAAAGAAAAAAGAACAGAGAAACAGAGUGAGAGAAACACGUCUUUCCUAAUCAAACGUUUAUUUCGCCGACGAGGAGUAAUAGGUGCGCGCGAGUGUUUGCCUGUGUGCGAGGUGUAUGUGUAUGUUUAUACGUUUCACUCUUCUUCCCUCGUACGUAUGUAUGUGAGAGCGACGCGUGGGCCCUCCUGGCACUGAAGUCGGCACCGGCCAGUCCGACGAAGAUGCAGUGGAAUCCAGAGGCAAAGGGUGCGCCGAUCGCGCGGCUCGAAGGUCGGGAAUUCGAGUACAUGGUUAGGCAGAGACGCAUCACCAUCGGUCGAAACAGCAGCAAGGGUGAGGUCGACGUCAACAUGGGCCACUCCAAUUUUAUCUCGCGCCGACACCUCGAGAUCUUCUACGAUCAUCCGUUCUUCUUUAUGACCUGCAACGGCAAAAACGGCGUCUUCGUCGAUGGCGUGUUCCAACGUAAGGGCGCACCUGCCUUUCAAUUGCCAAAAACGUGCACAUUUAGAUUUCCAAGUACAAAUAUAAGACUUGUGUUUCAAUCCUUGGUGGAUGAACAAGAGCAAGGUAAUGUACGUGUACCAUCUCCUCCCAAACAGAGAGUGCCACUACCACCUCUACGUAUAAAUAUACCUGAUACGGGAUAUAGUAGUCCCUUUCCUUCUCCUACGGGAACCAUAAGUGCUGCUAACUCCUGUCCAGCCAGUCCACGAGCAGGUCAGGGUAGAAGAAAUAUUUCGGCGGAUUUACAAAUGGUAGCGGCGUAUGCUGCGGCGGUCGCGAAUGAUCCACAAAAUUCUGGAAUGGAGAGGCACGAGGGAACCCAAAGUUCCAGUAGGCAAAUCAGUCCUGAACCUGGGACUGAGCAGCGUUAUAGGGGUAGCAGUAGUUCGGGUCCAAACGGUACAACGGCACAUUAUAGUCCACCAAAAGAUGACUCUAAGCCUCCGUACUCCUAUGCUCAACUUAUCGUUCAAGCGAUAGCAUCUGCGCCGGACAAGCAGCUCACGUUGUCAGGCAUUUAUUCGUACAUAACAAAAAAUUAUCCUUACUAUAGAACUGCCGAUAAAGGAUGGCAGAAUUCUAUUAGACAUAAUCUAUCAUUAAAUCGUUACUUUAUAAAAGUACCAAGAAGUCAAGAGGAACCUGGUAAAGGUUCCUUCUGGAGGAUAGACCCACAGUCCGAAGCAAAGUUAAUAGAACAAGCCUUUAGACGAAGAAGACAAAGGGGUGUACCUUGUUUCCGAGCUCCAUUUGGAUUAUCCUCAAGAAGUGCACCUGCGUCUCCGUCUCAUGUGGGAAUUAGUGGUUUAAUGACACCGGAAUGCCUGAGUAGGGAAGGUUCGCCAGGACCUGAAACAUAUCCUGAUAAUUCUGUUCCUUCUCCAGCUGGUCAUCUCACGAGUCAGUCUGCACCAGGAUCACCGGGACAUCCAUAUGCGCCGUCUUCCCAACAAUCCCAUAAAGGACGUUUGGUACAACAAAUUACUGUUGUCACCAAUGGCGUAAGUGGAGACGCAGCGAGGGAAGAAAAAUACUUGGUGCCUGGAAACAUAGUAGAGGAGCAUUCUUUAUCUCCGGCUGGACAAUACAGCCCAGCUCCUGUUAUUGUACAAACAACAUAUAAUUACAGUGGAAGCUUUAUCGGCCCUGACGCAGGCGUUGGGGUUGGGAAAAGAGCACACGACGAAUCAGAUAGUUCACCUGGUUCUCCAGCUCCGCUUGCCAUCGUUGAAAGUCCCGAGCCUCUCGAGCAUCAGCAGCAACAACAACAGCAGCCAAAACGUCAACGUGUGCAUGACGUGGAUGAUCAUUGAACUAUUAUCCUAGCAUCCCACUUCGUAGAACAUUAUUACAUUACAUUAUUUGCCUAUUACCAGACACACAGCCAAGUUCUCUUUUCCUUUUAACGCAUAACUGCUUUGGACGGCACACGGUGGAGCAAAUAUCCGGUUAUAACGUUUUAAGAGAGGUAAAUCGUACUGCGUUAUUAAAUGAAAAAAAAAAAGAAAAAAAACUUAUUUUGUUCGGACCACAUCAGCGAGAGGAUUAUUCCUCAAGGAAGCAUCAAUCAAUUUAUUGGGAAAGUGCAACUUCUGUUAUUUUUUCUAAAAAGAAAAGUAUAUAUAUAUAUAUAUAGAAAAAAAAAGAAAAACCACACACACAUACACACACACAAACAAACAAAAAAAAAAAGAAACAAAAAAGAUUUCAUGUUACAAACGAUACAGACGCAAAAGUCUCCAAUAAUUUUUCAUAUUUUGUAGUAUACCGAUUAAUGUGUAUAAAAGUAUAUACAUAGCAUUGUAUUUUUCACUUGACAACUUAUCAAUUAAAAGCACGAAAGAGUCAGGGAUAAA